This is a messenger RNA of Trypanosoma conorhini, 2658 nucleotides long. RefSeq lists its product as uncharacterized. The record is from RefSeq and is a predicted model, not a curated record. The transcript has a single exon. NCBI's taxonomy places the organism in Eukaryota, Euglenozoa, Kinetoplastea, Trypanosomatida, Trypanosomatidae. The coding region runs from base 1 to 2658 and encodes 885 amino acids.
AUGCCUGAGGACGUCCGGCAGCGCCUUGAGCGCUUCUUGCGGAAGCACAACCCGGGGAAGCUCGGCACGAUUGACGCUAUCCUGAAGGCCUACGGCGGGCGGGAGGAACAGAUGUUCGAGGCGCUGGUGAAGAAGUACGGCCCGGAACCUCCGCGAGAGGCAUCACCCCCAGUUGCUUCUGCCGCUGCAGUUUCCCCUGCUGCAAAUGCCGGCGAGCCUGAGGAUGUCCGGCAGCGCCUUGAGCGCUUCUUGCGGAAGCACAACCCGGGGAAGCUCGGCACGAUUGACGCUAUCCUGAAGGCCUACGGCGGGCGGGAGGGGCAGAUGUUCGAGGCGCUGGUGAAGAAGUACGGCCCGGAACCUCCGCAGGAGGAAUCGUGUAUUGCAAAGCAACAAAAUUUGGGGCGGCUUGGCGUUGAGGAAGUGGAGGUUUUGCGUUGCGAAACCCCACCAGUGAAGCAACUUAUUGAAAAUGUCCUGCAUGUGGCCAAUGCAUCGCACGAGGACGUGCUUCUGGCAUUAUCGCGUGAGAAACGUGGGUUGUUUGCUGCAGAGAGUGGAACGCCACCAGAUGUCAUUACCGCUGCGAUUCCUGCGGGGCCGCAGACAGAGGCUUCCUCUCCACGGUUACAAGCCACUGAGUUCAAGGCACGCCUGGUGCGCUUCUUCACGAUGCACGCCCCGGAGAAGCUGGGCGGUGUCGAUGCACUUAUUGAGGCUGCUGGGCCGGAGGGCGCGGAUAAGCUGAUCGACAGCCUUGUCGCCACUUACGGCCCGGAGCCCGCUGGAGGUGGCGAGAUGGGGGACAACCGAGGCGGUGGGGACGAAAACUCGCCGAGAGGUUUUGAGGCUGGUGUGGGUGCCGGUAACGAAAGUCUUGACGAGCGGCGACGGCUCUCUAAUUGGCUUCUUGCCAGCGGGAAAAAUGCGGAGCAAGUGUGUUACGCCCUUAGCUCUGAGGAGCAGCUAUUGUGUUUUGUGCGGGCAACGUUUGGGGACUACGAGAACAGACUGCGCCGCCUCUUUGUGCGCUACGCUCCACCACGCUUGCGUGAGGUGCCGCGGCUUCUUGCAGACUAUCUCGGGCGCGAGGAGGAAAUCAUUGAGCAACUCGCGCGCGAGCUGGGCCCGGAGCCGGCGCGGUCGGCCCCAGCGGUGUUGACGCGCCUCGUCAGCCGCCGUCGCCUCGGCGCUGACCGAAGCCGCAUUGACGAGGAGACGUGGAGUGAUGACGGAGAGAAUAAUGAUGGCAGUAGUGAGAAGGCGAACGUGGCGGAGCGUUUCCCGAAGAGCCUCGUGGACGGGCACGCGCUUAUCGAGGCUUACGAGGCAAAUGAGCCAGGCGAUUUCAGCGGCGACGAGGCCGCGGCGUACCCGCGGGACGAGGAGUAUUGGUACCGCCUCUUUCUACACCCCUGCGAGGCUGCUGUGCACGGUGAUAACGACAGUGAUGGCACAAGCGGGGAUGGCUUUCCGCGUGGGCAGCGUGUCCCCGCAAGCAACGAUGAAUUGAUGACGGCCUCCGCCACAGCACAGACGCUAGAAGCAACAGCAGCCGCGGAAAAGAUGUCGAUCGACUCCCCAACACAACCGCCACCGGCGCAAUUGCGCAGAAGGAGCGGACGCACGCCGCAAGUUCGGGUAACGCUUGGCAACAAAUUUGGCCAGGCGAUCGGCACGCUAUGCAGCGCAUGCGGGGAGAACGUCGCAGAGUCCUUCGAGGCGCUCUGGCAGCCGGUGGGGGCGCAAUACUUGCAACUGUUGUCAGAGACUGUGGUGAAGGACGGAUAUCUGGAGAAGCUCUCCCCCGACAGCCGCCGCAUGGGCGUGAAGUGGCAGAAGCGCUACUUCCGUGUGAACGAUAAGGGGAUGCACUACUAUGAGACAGACGCCCCCAGUGAGAAACCAAAGGGGUACAAGAUUUUUACAGGGAACAGUGCAGUGCUGGAGAGUAUUGCUGCUGCGGCGCAACCAAAGUGCACGGAUGACCGCUAUUACUACUUUGCCGUUACGGUGAAUGAAUCAAACGAUAUCUUCUACCUCCGCACUCGCAGAGAGGAGGAAAAGCGUCAAUGGGUGUCGUUUCUGCGGCUUGCCCUGCUGCGGAUGCGGCUGACAACUGUGGGCCAUGAUCAGAACCCGAGCCGCUGGCGCGCGCGGAUGGCAGGGAUGAAGGAGGCUGACAUUGCCCUAUUGGAACUGGCGCAGGCCUCCGCGACGGUGUUGCAGAAGCUGGAGCGAAAGCACGAGGAGCUGCAGGAGCGUAUCCGGUCGGAGUGGGCGCAGCGCGAGCUGAUGGAGACGCAGGUGCGGGAAAUGCAGAAGCAACAGGAGCUCCUCGCACGGCGGAUUCAUGAGGCAAAGAAGCAAACGCGUCUCGGCGAGGAUGAGGCUGACGCCAAGUGCCUCGAGUUGGCGGAGCGGGCGGCAUCCAUCAAGCAGCGGCGUCUAGAUAUGAAGGGCAACCUUGAAGCAGCGCAGCGCAGCAUAGACGGCAUCACUCACUCCGUCGUCAGGCUGCAGCGCGAAAUCGUUGACAUGGAAAGCGAGUGCGGGGCCCGCGAGGCGAGGCUACGGCAUGUCUACAGCAGAUGGCAAUGCUGUGUGGAACGGCGAGCAUCUAAGAAGGACGUUCCGUACGGCAGCAGUAGCAGUUAG